AUGAGGAGAACUUCAUAUGCUAAUGUUGUUAUCAAUGGUGCUAAUGACGAUUCUGAGAAUACACCUCAUGAUGAGGUUCCUAACUCCGGCGAUCUUGAUGAUGCGUCUUUCAUCACCUCAAAUGGACAUCCUCUGUAUUUACAAAACGUUGAUCAUCCUGGCCUUGUGUUGAUCUCUAAGAAGCUCACAGGCACAGAGAAUUUUGGUCCGUGGAAGCGCUCAUUAAGCAUAGCUUUGUCUGCCAAAAACAAAUUAGGUCUUCUUAAUGGUAGUGUGCCAAUGCCUGAUGCUGAAUCACCUCUUCGUGCUCAAUGGGAGCGUGUGAAUGAUAUGGUGAUAAGCUGGAUCUUGAACACUGUUUCAGAGGAAAUCAGUAAUGGCAUGGAUUUUGUCAACACAGCUCAAGAAGUCUGGGAAGAAUUGACUGGACAGUUCUCUAGUAUUGAUGGACACCGCAUCUAUCAAAUCCUUAAGGAUCUCCAUGCUCUUGAGCAAGGUGACAAGUCGGUUGAAAUCUACUAUCAUAAGAUGAAAAAUCUUUGGGAUGAAUAUGUGGCUUUGGAACCUACUACUACCUGCAAAUGCAGUGCCAAGUGUGAUUCUCAUCUAGUAGUUGAAGCAAGGCAUCAGAGAAAGCGCUUGCUACAAUUUAUUAUUGGGCUUAAUGACAGCUUUUCUAAUGCCAGAGGUCAGAUUCUCAUGAUGGAUCCAUUGCCGUCUAUUACUCAAGCAUAUUCCCUUGUUAAACAGGAGGAGAAACAACGCCAGAAACAUGUUUCUUCUAAUGCUUUUCUUGGCAAUGUCAAGUCUGACAUAUCUACAACGUCUCCUACUGUUUCCUCUGCUGGGACGAACAAUGUUCUUCCUGAUUCAACCAGUUCUAAGAAAUAG
This is a messenger RNA of Daucus carota subsp. sativus, 891 nucleotides long. RefSeq lists its product as uncharacterized. The transcript has a single exon. The record is from RefSeq and is a predicted model, not a curated record. The coding region runs from base 1 to 891 and encodes 296 amino acids. NCBI's taxonomy places the organism in Eukaryota, Viridiplantae, Streptophyta, Magnoliopsida, Apiales, Apiaceae.